AUGGACGCCGAACAGCUCAGAGAGUAUGGCCACCAGAUGGUAGAUUUCAUCGCCGAUUAUUACAAAAACAUCGAGAGCUUUCCCGUCCUCAGCCAAGUGAAGGUACUAGUAGAGGAUGAUGCGUUUGAACGUUGUCCUCUGCUCUGCGAAGCUUGCCAUCUCUGGGCAGUUAACCUCGGUUAUUGUGCCCCUGAGAAUAUACCAAUUCGUUCAGGCAACGUUUUUUGCCUAUAGUGCAAUCCGUUCGUUACUGUUCGGUUUUCUUCUCCUAGUAAUCUUUAAGUUAUUAUAAAUUUGAUGGGUUCGUGCUCAAUUUUCGAAAAAAAACGUAUCAUGCACUAUCGAGUUGUUUCAUCUCAAGUUCUUAAAUACGCAAAUUCGUACUUUAAACAGAGUUUUUAUCCCACAUGCUGUCCUGGGGUUCGUCUUCUGAUUUUUUUUACUUGUGUAAAUUGAUCUCUAUAACCUCAUUUUGGUUGUUGGAGCAUCAUUCGUGAUUCCUUGUACAAUUGUUUGUGAGGUCUUCCCAAAAUUUGUCAUUCUUCCAGAAUGCCUGUUAUGUCCAUGCAUUCUGUGUGACUCUUGUAGUAGCCAUUUCUCUAGCUUGCUCGGUAAUAUCUUUGUUUGAGAACCUUUUAUAGUUUUUCACAUGUCGGUAGGGACAAAAGUGAACCAAAUUUGUUACUGUCUGACGGAGGGUAGGCAGUCAAGUAAUCUCAAUUUCUGCUUGCAGCCUGAGUAUCUGUGCGAGCUUUUACCUGAUUCGGCUCCUAACUAUCCGGAGAAGUUGGAAAAUGUCCUUGAUGGUGACGUCUCACAUUCCUUUAUUUUACUCUCUUUUCUGGCUGUUAUUAUUAUGCUUUUUUUUCCACCAACAUAUCACAAUUAACACUUUAUAGACUUGGGAGUUCAUAUAAUCAUUUAAUCCAUUUAUUUGCAAAAUAUUGAGGCAAUAUUUUUCUGAGUGCAGAUAUUCGACGGAAAAUUAUUCCUGGACUCACACACUGGCAAAGUCCAGGAUAUUUUGCUUAUUACCCUUGCAAUAGCAGCACUGCAGGGUUCUUAGGGGAAAUGCUUAUUUCUGGUUUCAACAUUCUGGGUUUCAGUUGGAUAACCUCUCCUGCUGCAACAGAACUUGAAGUUAUCGUGUUAGAUUGGGUUGCUAAAAUGUUGAAGCUUCCUCAACAUUUUCUUUCGUCAGGUAAAAUAAAUGAUACUAUUUUGCGUGCACUGUGGAUUUCAGUCCAAUGUGAUGAAUUUAUGUUUUUUAGCUGUGUUCGAAGUUUUAGCACGAGUUAGAAAUGUUUUCCAUCUUUUUGGACUAAUUACCAUGUUAUGACUGUACCUCAUAUUAUUUAUGUUAAUCUGCGAAGUCAACAUGAGUCUUCAUUGAGUGAUAUCCCUGGGUUGAGCUCCACAAGGAGCUCGCAGGGUUGCAGGAGAGCAGCGUCCCUGUUGAGAGUUUUCAGUGCAGCGCCCUUGAAACCUAGAAUAUCUAUCAUUUCCCCACUUGUUGAGGAGUGUUUGCCUUUGGACAAGGGAUAUAUAUUCUAAUCCCUAAUAGGAUUAGAAAGGGGGAUAAGAAAACAGCAGCCGUUAGGGUGUUAUGCCAUGCGCAUGGUGAAGGAGAUGUCUAACCGUGAAUAACUUGGCGAUCUCAUUCGCGUGAAGCAUUUUUCUCUUUAUUGUAGUUUUCCUCGCGUUGGGGUUUUCCAUAUAAAUAUUUGUACGAUGUGGCAUGUGCUAUUCUCUUUGUGUUUUAUUUCAGUUGCUUGUCCCUUUUGUGGUGAGGCAUUUAUUGUAGCUCGUCUGGAGAUACAGUUUUUGGGUGGGUGAACCCCUAUUUUCUUACCUAACAUGCUCUAUGCUUUUUAACGAACUGAAAAGACGAUUCUAUAUUUUUGGGUGAAAGGAGACUAUUCUCUGCAAACUUCGAGUCAAAGAGUGUCAUUUUGAUUCAUUUUUGGAUACAAAAUCACAAAAUAAAGCAAUUAAUAUUUUUCAUACAAAAUUGCAAAUAGGCUACCAACUUGCUACUUUUUCAUAUUUUUUAUCCAAAUUUGAAUGAAAAUGACAUUUUUUGGCUCAUAGUUUGCAGAAAAUCGUCUCCUUUAACCCAAAAUUUUCAUCUACUGCCCUAAUUAAUAAUUAAACUCAUUUUCAAUUUCUGUUUCUGAUUUUCAUUUUCCCUCACUGUUCUCAGUUUUUCCUUUCUUUAUUUCACCUGCAAACACUGAUAUUUAUUUUUCCCUGAUUUCUGGUUUUGUUCAUUUUUUUGUCCUCAAUAUCUUCAUCUGACAGGGCAGGGAGGAGGAGUUAUUCAGGGAACUUCUAGUGAGGCAAUCCUUGUCGUAUUAUUGGCAGCUCGCGAUAAAGUAUUGAGGAGAAUCGGAAAAAACUCAAUUGGAAAACUUGUAGUAUAUGCAUCAGAUCAAACACACUCUUCUUUGCAGAAAGCAUGCCAGGUAAUUUGAGAAUAAUGUUUCUGUUGAUAUUUAGAGUUCCAAGAAAAAUUUUAAGCCCCAAAAAUAUCUCACUUGAGUAUUUGGUCCAAUAAAAUCAUUUUAGAUCUUAUGCAAAUAUUGUUUGCACAGAAUAAAUAGACCAAUGGAAUUUGAGUUCAGUGAUUCUAGCAUAAUGUUUUGGUAUUUUAAACGAUAUUCAGAAAUUUAAACUAGCUCUCUUUUUUAUCAUCCUGGUGGAGUCAAUGCACCAGGAUGCAGGAUGAAAGAUAAGCUAGUUUAAUUUUGUAAAGUUCAGUUAAAGAACAAAAACAUCCUGGUGGAGUCAAUGCACACAAAUUUCAUUGAUUAGUCUAUUGAAGAUGAAAUAUGAUCUAAAUUACUAGAUUGUAAAGUGUUUUGAAUCGACUCUUUUGCCCGGAUAUUAUUCUAGUUAUUGUUAAACAUUGUUCUGAUACUGUUAUCUUCGUAUGUUAUUCUGGCAGAUUGCAGGAAUUCAUCCAGAAAAUUAUAGAGUGCUCAAAACAGAUUUCAGCGCAAAUUACUCUCUUGAUCCGAAAGUACUUAGUGAGAAAAUAUCAAACGACAUGUCAAUUGGUUUGCAACCAUUUUUCCUCUGUGCUACAGUGAGAAACACUCUUAUCACAUUUUUUUCUAUCUUAGAAAAUAAACCCAUAUCACCUUCAUGACACAUCAAAAUUACUUUCAUUCGGCUGCCGUCUACUAACUGUUUUCCCAAUGUGACGAAUCAAAAAGGAUUUAUGUAUGUUUAAGUAAAAUCGUUAUAUUUCUUCAAUAAUUGUCUUGGUUACUCAAAGAGUUGUGAGAUGCAAACAUGGAAUGUUAGGUGGUGCAGGAGGAGGGAUGGGGUUUACGAUACAUUGGAGAUCUGAACUGUUGAAACUUGUAAGAUAUAGUUAUAAAACAGUGUUUUGAAUCUCCUGAUUUGUUUUUGGACUAAAAGGGCUUUUUUUUUAGUGGGGUCUUCGAUGUGAAAAUUUUAAGAUUUACUUGUCCUUCCUACCUGCUGAAAGGAUAUAUCAACAUAUUCAAAAGCUGAUAAAACUGUUUAAAAUCUCCAGGUUGGAACUACCUCGUCAGCAGCUGUGGAUCCUUUGUGUAGCCUAGGAAAAAUAUCCAAGGUAUGUAUCCUUUCGGACUAGAAAAUGUCACAUUAAUGUGCUUCAGUGUCAUCAGAUGAGAAUAGCUACACAUUUCAUAUAAGAUUUUAUUGGUAUUACUAUAUGUGGCAUCUUAUAGUUCGCCAAUUAUUUUCUUUCUUGGAUGUCUAAACCUUGCAAUUUUAUUAAUCAAUGAAUAUUGAUAAAUGUCCUUCAUCUACUUUCAAGAGUGGAGCACCUACUAAUGAACUUUUGAUAAACCGUAUAUGCAGUCCUUUAUGGUGAAUCUCCCCAUAUAAUUCUGGUAAGCCACAACGAAGUGGAGAGCAAAGUAUUUACGCUAAUUUUAUGAUUUCUUUAAUUUGUCUUAAGAAAUAUGUUUCAUUCUUCUUGGGUUUCUGUUCUGUAACUGUCAACGUUGACCCAGAGUUCAUGUCUCAAAGAGUUCAAACACCGAUGAACUGUGCAAAUUAGAUGAUUAUCACAAUAAGAAUAUGUCUGCUAUCAAGUAACCAAUUACUUUAUAUUGAAAAGGAUACGUACAAGUUUUAUUUGAAGGUGAUAAGAUGACGUUUCAUUGUAGUGACAUGUCUAAGUUAGCAGUUCAAUACUGUACGAGGAAAAUGUAGGCACAGCGAGUCUAGUUUAAGUCUUGGGGUCAGUGAUCACUGUCGAAAGUGUAGAAGUAAUUUUUAUUUUUUAAAAAUAUGGUUUGAUGAGACUGCAAACGGAUUAUUUCCAAGCGAGGGGUCUACACUAUUCAAAGCGAAUGGCUGUUCAUUAGGCUUCAGGAAUUUGAUGUUACCCGACUUGGGUGGAAACUCUUCUUAUUUGGUCAUAAGGAUAGGUUUGAUCGGGCCAUUAGCCAAGCCAAUCGCAUUUUUGUUUGGGUUAAGGUAGCUGUUCUUGAAUUAUGCUUCAUGCCAUACGGCUUUCAUUAAGUAUUGAAGUAAUGGUGAUGGACGUGAUGCCUAAAAUGCAGAUGAGCAAAAAUAAAAGUGAACUGAAGAGUUAAUUGCUUAUUAUGCUUGCAUGAGUAGAUUUAUUUAGAAUGCUUUACUCAUUAUGUGACGGAGGCCGUUGGGUCUUUGCUUAUCAUGCCCCGAAUAAAUUUUGAUCGAGUAAGUUGUGUAAAAAUAGUCUUACAAUAAAUGUUAAAAAUGGACGAAAUCGAUGAGUGCAGUAGGACCUUCUGUUGUGCAAAUACAGACACCAUGCUUGCUGUAUUCUCCUCAUAAACUGUUCUGAACAUUUAGAACUAGUCGUCUUCCGACGGUGCAUGUUUUAAUUGUGCACAUUGAUGUUUCUGCUGGAUAGCAAGUAUCCUGGUUUUGUUGUGAAUAGCUAUUCAACCUCCAGAGUAUCUCAAUGGAUGGAUGCCUUUUGGUGACCAAUACACUGUUUUUUUUUUCCUGUUAGGUCUAUGAUAUGUGGUUCCAUGUUGAUGCGGCUUAUGCGGGCAAUGCUUGUAUAUGUCCAGAGUACCGCCGCUAUAUUGAUGGGGUGGAAGAGGCAGAUUCCUUUGGAAUGAAUGUGCACAAAUGGAUGCUCACAAACUUUGACUGCUGCCUACUUUGGGUGAAGGUCUGCCUUCUUUUUUCUGUAACUGCAAGUUCUCCUCACAGAGCAUGGUUUUCUUUGCUUUCACUCAGCAAUGGACAGGUGCUUUGGAAAUCCUUCUUCCAUCAUAGCACUUUGGCCUCAGCACUUCCAUCUGUUUUUGAGCUUCAAAGCAUGAUUAUCGAUGCUUAUUCGUUCAGUUUGGCCUCGGCCUAUGUAGUGAGUGUUAUUGGCGUUGAGGGACUCAAAUUCUGGAAAAUGCUCUUGACGGCACCUUGUGUAAGAUUCCAUAUGUAUAAUGGUAACUUGAAGUCUUACAUGGGCAUUAGUUUAUGAAUGACUAAAUAGAGGGGAAAUAGUUAGAUGAUGGCAUGGACGCCACGGCCUUUCAGAAAACAAGUUCCUGAAGAAUAUGAUACGUAAUUUAUUUUCUUCCUCCCUUCCCCAUUUAUUAGGAUGCUAGUUAAACAUCAGUGAGAAACAGAGGGCGAGCUUUAGGACCUCAUAACUGCUGCGAUUUGCAACCAUCAUCGUAUUCAUCUCUUACAUUCUUCUGAAGGCGAUUGCACCCAAUUCCCUUAUGCAACAUAGAAACUUGGUAAAGUUACAUCUGCUGCCCACAUCACAGAUCGUAAUUGUUCCAAAAAACUCAGGUGACUUCGACAGGGGUCACCUUGAUCAUCUCACUUUAUUUCUGGAUAUCAUUCAGGCUAUCAUCUGAUUAAUGCACCUAACCAUAUAUCACUAUUGUUUAUGAGCAGGACAGUGGUGCUUUGAUCAAGUCCUUGUCGACUAACCCUGAUUAUCUGAAAAAUAAGGUAAGAUACGGUGAACUCUUUUGUUCAGGUUUGGUGUCUGUGUACUUGUCCUCCUGUUGAACAUGCUAUGGUUCAGUGAAUUCAUUCAUUGAAACAUGCUCCUUGAUAAAUUUCUUUCUGGCGGUCUCUGCGUUGAAGCCGAAAACUUGCAUCGAUUUUGAGCUGCUAAUUGACCGUGAAGUUUAUUGUUUUGUUCAAAGUAGAUUGCAUGAUUGUUGAAUUGAAAGAAUCACUUCAUGAAGAUCUACUCUCAUAAUUGAAUAAACUUCAUAUCCACGGAUAAUCACUCUUGCCAUCUGCUUAAUUCUUGAAAACAAUGCCAUUUCGAUUUCCUUGGAUUUUAUUUUUUUCUUUGCUCUCUCUCUCUCUCUCUCUCUCUCUAGUUCUCAUAAAUUAGCCUCUUCCUUUCUUCUGAAAAUCAGUAACUGGGCCGCUGUUAUUUACUCUUCAUGAUCGUCUGGUGUUCCAGGCUUCACAAGAAAACCAAGUGGUAGAUUUCAAGGACUGGCAGAUACCUCUUGGGAGACGCUUCAGGUCUUAUAUCUCAUCCUUGUCGCUUCUUCUUACACAUCAGACAUCCCUCGUUGAGCUGCUGCAUCUCCAUGUCCACUGCUCUGGGGACUUGCGACUCUCCUAGUCCCGCCAGCGCCAUGGUUGCAGAUUUCCCUCUCACGCCAUUGUCGGCCUUUUGAGGAUCGUGUUCGCCCUCUGCAGAUCCCUGAAGCUGUGGAUGGUACUGAGGCUGUAUGGGGUCGAAAAGCUUCAGAACUACGUGAGGAAUCACAUCAGGCUGGCUCGACUGUUCUUAGGGCUCAUUGAUUCCGAUCCGAGGUUUGAGGUAACGCUGAAAACUGCGUCUGGUUUCUCCCAUGUUUCUCAUAUGUUUCCCAGACACUCGCAGCGGUGAUUCGCUGGUGCUGCAGGUCGUCGCUCCUCAGAUGUUCUCCCUCGUCUGCUUCCGCCUCCUUCCUCCUCCCGACGGCCAGGACGACGGAAACAAGUUGAACGACGACCUGUUGCACGCCGUCAACGGGACCGGGAGGAUGUUCAUCUCCCACACCGUGCGUUGGCCCGCCCGAGCCAGACCGAUGCGACCUUCCCCGGCGGCGCUGACCUCGCCCUUGUCUCCUGGCAGGUCCUUUCCGGCAAGUUCAUGCUGCGCCUGGUGGUGGGCGCGCCGUUGACCGAGGAGCGUCACGUCGAGGAAGCUUGGAAGCUAAUCCAGGACCAGGCCAGCGUCCUUUUGGGGACCCGCUUGCCCUCGCCCUGA
Molecule: messenger RNA, 7231 nt
Organism: Spirodela intermedia
Lineage: Eukaryota; Viridiplantae; Streptophyta; Magnoliopsida; Alismatales; Araceae
Source: the annotation of a GenBank genome assembly